AGCAACAAAUGCCUCGUUUGCACACGCCCCGUCUACGCCAUGGAAAAGGUCGAGGCUGACGGCAUGCUCUUUCACAAGUGGUGCUUCCGGUGUGCCGAGUGCAACUGCAAGGUGAACACGGGCAACUACGCCGCUCUAGAAGGCAAAAUCUACUGCAAGGCUCACUUCAAACAGCUUUUCAAGCUUCGUGGCCGCUACACCUUUGAGGAGGGACGCCCCGACGUGAGCGUCUAA
Molecule: messenger RNA, 234 nt
Organism: Monosiga brevicollis MX1
Lineage: Eukaryota; Choanoflagellata; Craspedida; Salpingoecidae
Exons: 1
Biological process (GO): actin filament bundle assembly
Cellular component (GO): plasma membrane; actin cytoskeleton
Molecular function (GO): actin filament binding
Source: RefSeq, a predicted model, not a curated record